AUGUCUUCUUCUGCCUGCGAACGAUUCGUAUUUGAUGUUUGCUCUGCUAACCCUAACAUUUGCAAGACUUGUAAAAAUAAUAAAGCUAUGCAUGCUGAUUGUGCUCCUGUAAAAAGAGAAAUCAAAUUUGGUGUUAAAUUUUAGGCGCAUGAUACAUUAAGCCAAUAUAAUUCACUGCCUAGUAAAACUGAAAAGAAAACUCCAUUGAAUUAGUAAGAAGAUAAAAAAUAAGAAAAUUAAGAAUCUUCUAUCCAAAAAAUAUCUUAAUAGCCUGCUCCUGCUAAUAUUACAUGCGCAAAACCUAAUGAUACUCCUGUUUCUCCUUAGGUGCCAAGAAAUGAAAUAGUUCAACAGCCUACUUCUUAAGAGAACGACCUUUCAAGAAAGGUUUAGUAACUAAUUAGAGAUAAAGAAGAUAAGAUUAAAUAAAGCUAAUUAAAUUAAUAUGCAUCAACUCCAAAAAGAGGAUCUUAAGCUUCUAACACUCCAUCUCAAAGACCUAGCAUAGCUUCAGCUUGCUAGUCUAUCUGUUCAGGAGAUUCUCCUACCUCUUAAAAAUCAUUACCUUCUAGCAAUUUCAGCACUGCAGCUUAAAAAUUACAAGACUAAUAAGAUACAUAGUAGUAAUAAUAAUAAGAUAAAAAUUCUAAUUAAUUACCUUAAAAUGAAUAAGAUAAAAUAAAUGAGAAUAUUUAGAGCGAAUUAAAAAGUACAAAUAAUGAGACCCCUAAAAUAAAUUAAGAAAAAAACAACCCUCCAACAUAGAAUGUUCAAUAAAAUCAAAAUUAAUAAUAAUUAGAAUAAUAAAAUGAGAAAUAAAUAUAAUAAGAUUAAUUAGAUUUAAAAUUAAAGUAAGAUAGAGAAAGGUAAGAAUAGUAAAAGAUCGAAAAAGAAAAAUUAGCUGCUUUAUUAUAAAAGUAGACUCAGGAAACAUAAAUGCGUAAUGAAGAAAAGCCAAAACCUAUUUAAUCAAACAAAGGUUUAACACUAGCAGAAAUUUUAGCAAGAUAAAAAUAAAAGAUUGAAUAAACAGAUGAAAAAAAAAAUACUGCAGCUGUGAGUUCAUAAUAAAAUUAAAUACCUUAAAUACCUAAAUCUAAUUUGACUUAAGCUAUUAACAGUGAAUUAAAUAAUGUCUCGAAAUAGCCUAGUUUGAAUUAAGGAUCAUACACAUCUGUUUAAAAUAAAUCUAAUGAAAUCAACAAUUAGAUCAGCUAAUAAGAUAAUGUGAAUUCUCAAAAAAAUAUGAUAAAUAAUUAAAACUAAGUUGAAAAAGUUAGUUUACAAAAAAAGCCUGAGAAUUAAGAUGACAAUUAAAAAAGUAAUACAAUUAUUUUAAAACCAGAGGAAAAAAAAGAGUAAAAACCCUUAAGCACAGUAGCUUAACGUAUUUAAGAACUUUAGAAGCAAUAGCAGUAAUAAUAAUAACCUUAGAUUUAUUAAAACUAAAAAGUAAAUCUAAAUUAGAGAAUUGGCCUAAACUCUUAAUAAGAUAAUCAAAAAAUGGAAGUUUAGAAAGAAUUAUAGUCUAAAAAUAAUAUUGUUAAUUAAGAAAAGACAGCAAAAACCCCGGAAAUAAUUGAUUAGUAAACUGAUAAAAAUAAUGAUUUGGCUGAGAAAUAAACUAAAUAAGAAUAAGAUUAAAAAGUUACCACAUAAGAUAUUAAAAAGCCCUCUUCCCUCGUUUAACAAUUAUAAAACAAAUUAGGCAACUUAAACUUUGGUGUUUAACCUCAAAUUUCUUAAAAUAAAUAAUCAACUAACUAGAAUGAAGAAGUUAAUUAAAAUGAUUAAUUGAAUAUUCCUUUCUUAAAAGAAUAAAGUAGUGAAUAGAGAGAACCAGAAAAAGAUUUCUUAGAUAGACCUGUGAUGAAGAAAAACGUUAGAUCUUCACGUAAAAUGAAUUUAAAUGAUUUAAAAGAUUAAAGUGAAUGA
This is a messenger RNA of Tetrahymena thermophila SB210, 1935 nucleotides long. RefSeq lists its product as hypothetical. NCBI's taxonomy places the organism in Eukaryota, Ciliophora, Oligohymenophorea, Hymenostomatida, Tetrahymenidae. The transcript has 4 exons. The record is from RefSeq and is a predicted model, not a curated record.